Messenger RNA from Danio aesculapii, 732 nucleotides. RefSeq names its product NADH:ubiquinone oxidoreductase subunit B11 (gene ndufb11). The transcript has 3 exons. The record is from RefSeq and is a predicted model, not a curated record. Bases 83 to 535 code for a protein of 150 amino acids. Lineage: Eukaryota; Metazoa; Chordata; Actinopteri; Cypriniformes; Danionidae.
CGUCCUCAUUUUUUAACCCGGAAAAAAUACCUCGGAGAGGUAGCUGUCUCGAAUCCUCUUCGAGUACAGAAAAGUCGGGAGAAUGCUCUCACGCCUGAGCCGAAUCUGCCCAGCUUUGUCCCGGGUUCGUCUGAGCUCGGCGCUCGGGAGUCGCUUUGUAUCUCAGACGCCGCAGUCCAGCGCGUCCGGAGCGGCGGUGCCUGCUGAUCUGCGGCCCUUUGCUCCGCCGCUUCAGGACAGUCAUGGACACGCAGAGGUCAGCCCGUUUGACAAGAAUCCAGAUUUUCAUGGCUUCCAUCAUGACGACCCAAUUGUAGAUGAGUGGAACAUGAAAUUGGCAUUUUUCUUUUCCAUUUCUUUGGUCAUUGUUGUUGGAAGCACUUUCAUUCACUAUUUACCAGAUCACGGCAUGAGGCAGUGGGCUCGUCGAGAAGCUGAAAGGUUGAUCGUACAGAGGGAAGCUGCUGGUCUUCCCGUCUUGACUGAAAAUUACUAUGAUCCAAGCACGAUUGUUCUCCCCUCUUCAGAAGAGUAGACAGCAUAUUGUCAUUAAUUAUCCUGUUAAUUUGUUUGACUGUACAUUUGACUCUCCUCAACUCUAUUAUAAUAAAAAUGGUAUAAUAUAGCUGAAUGUGGUAUUUUCAGUUGCUGUUGUUUUAAUCAUUCUCAUUGAUAAAAUAAAUGCACUCUCAGUGAGCAGAAUAAACUCAAAUUGAAAAGAAAUAUGAAAAA